CUUCGGGCUUAUCGAGGCAACCUCUGAUCCAUCAUCUCAACCCUCCAACAUCUCCCCUCCAUAUCCAUACCCAUUACCACUGUCAUUAUCAUCAUCAUAAAUAACUUCCAAGUCAAGUAACCGGCUCAUAAUGCAGUCCCAGUCUCGCCCGGCGACUCAUGCUGGUUCGUGGUACUCCGACUCGCCGGAGACUGUGAGAUACCAAAUCGACUACUGGCUUUAUGAGGCCAAAAAAGAGCUAGAGGACAUCGCCAGCAGUCUGCCAAAGCGGGGGGGCCGGGUUACCGCACGUAUUAUCAUAGCUCCGCACGCGGGCUUUGCGUACUCUGGGCGAUGUGCCGCCUAUGCCUACAAAAUCUGGGAUCUGACAAAUGUUAAACGGAUCUUUGUGCUCGGACCAGCACAUCAUCAUUACUGCUCAUCGCUUGCCCUCCCCGAAUACACCGCGUAUCACACCCCGCUCGCCGCAGAGGCUCUCCCGCUCGAUGUCGAUGCCAUUGCUGAACUUCGUGCGAAAAAGGCUAUUGGCCAAGAUCAGAACCCUAUUGACUUUGCCACGUUGACUCGUGCUGAGGAUGGCGAGGAACACAGUAUUGAAAUGCAUCUACCCUUUAUCCACCGUAUGCUCCAACUCCAAUUCCCGGGCCAACCACCGUCCAAAUACCCGCCGUUGGUUCCUAUCGUGGUGGGUGCUAUUGAUGACCAGACGGAGCAAGCCUUUGGGAAUCUCCUUGCCCCGUAUCUUGGUGACAAGGACAAUGCUUUUGUCAUCAGCUCCGAUUUCUGCCAUUGGGGGACACGGUUCGAUUACACAUACUUCACUGCCGCGGCACCCAGUCCUGGGCCCCUAAUCCCUGUUUCGAAAGACCUCCCUUGGCCUGGGUUGAAGGAAGAUGAUACGACUAGGUUGAUAGAGAUCUGUCAAGGUGGCAGCCGCAGGACAAGUAGAGACGCAGAAAUCUACAACCCACCAAUUUACGCCAGUAUCUCGGCACUCGACCUUGGUGCCAUGGCAGCCAUCGCCACGGGGAGACAUGAAGAGUUCUCUAGAUACCUCCGGGAUACACGGAACACGGUGUGUGGCCGCCAUCCCAUCGGCGUGAUAAUGGCUGCUGUUGAACGUCUUGGGCUUGCGGAUACAAACCUGGGCAGAUUCCGAUUCAUCCGAUAUGACCGCAGCUCGAAUGUGCGUGUGUAUAAAGAAAGCUCCGUGAGCUAUGCCUCUGCAUUUGCUCUGUUGUAACCGAUCGCCGCCCGCUGUAGGGGGUUCUAUCUGU
Aspergillus sclerotioniger CBS 115572 is the source of this 1277-nucleotide messenger RNA. Its product is annotated as protein MEMO1. NCBI's taxonomy places the organism in Eukaryota, Fungi, Ascomycota, Eurotiomycetes, Eurotiales, Aspergillaceae. Bases 131 to 1243 code for a protein of 370 amino acids. The transcript has 3 exons. The record is from RefSeq and is a predicted model, not a curated record.